AUGAAGCUAGAAGAAGUAAAAGACAUACAAAAAAUUGAAAGGAUUGGAGCUCAUUCACAUAUUAGAGGUUUGGGAUUAAAUGAUUGCUUAGAUGCUAGAUACUGUUCUGAAGGUAUGAUUGGGCAGAUGAGUGCACGUAAGGCUGCAGGUAUUGUCUUAAGAAUGAUUAAAGAAGGAAGAAUAAGCGGAAGAGCAAUUUUAUUAGCUGGACAACCAGGUACUGGAAAAACUGCAAUUGCCAUGGGCAUAGCAAAAGCAUUAGGAGAAGAUACUCCAUUCACACACAUUUCUGGUUCAGAAGUUUACUCUUUAGAAAUGAGCAAAACAGAAGCCUUAACUCAGGCUUUUAGAAGAUCUAUUGGAGUUAGAGUAAAAGAAGAAUCAGAAGUAAUUGAAGGGGAGGUAGUAGAAAUUGAAAUAGAAAAAUAUAAUGAAAGUGAUAUUAAUAAUAGUAACAGAAAAGUAGGGAAAAUGAUUCUUAAAACUACAGAAAUGGAAACUUUAUAUGAUUUAGGAAAUAAGAUGAUAGAUGCUUUACAAAAAGAGAAUAUAACUGCAGGUGAUGUUAUUUCUAUUGAUAAAAGCACAGGAAAAAUUACAAAAAUUGGUAAGUCUUUUGCUAGAUCUAAAGAUUAUGAUGCCAUGGACCCUAAUACAAAUUUUGUUCAAUGUCCAGAAGGAGAAUUGCAAAAAAGAAAAGAGGUCGUUCAUACGGUUACAUUACAUGAUAUUGAUGCCAUAAAUAGUAGAACCCAGGGAUUUUUAGCCUUAUUUUCAGGUGAUACUGGAGAAAUUAAAAAUGAAAUUAGAGAGCAUAUUGAUAUGAAAAUUAGUGAAUGGCAGGAAGACGAAAAAGCAGAAAUUGUUCCAGGUGUUUUAUUUAUUGAUGAAGUUCAUAUGUUGGAUAUAGAAUGCUUUUCUUAUUUAAAUAGAGCCUUAGAAAGUGAACAAUCUCCUAUUGUUAUUAUGGCAACUAAUAGAGGUAUUACUCAUAUAAGAGGAACAGAUUAUAAGGCUCCUCAUGGAAUUCCUUUAGAUUUAUUAGAUAGAACCCUUAUUAUACCUACAUAUCCCUAUAAACAUCAAGAUAUUCUAAAAAUAUUAGAACAAAGGGCUGAAGAGGAAGACGUAGAAAUUGAUGAAUAUGCUAAAGAAUUACUUUGCAAAAUUGCAUCUGAGUCAUCUUUAAGAUAUGCUCUGCAUCUAAUAACCUUGGCAAAUUUAGUUUCAAAAAAAAGAAAAGCUACAGAAGUUACUGUACAAGAUGUUAGAAGAGUUUAUAAUUUAUUCAUUGAUGUUAAAAGAAGUACACAAUAUUUAAUUGAAUAUCAAAACGAAUUUAUGUUUUCUGAAUUGCCCAAAGAAGAUGAAUGUGUUAAAGAGGAAGUCUGUGAAGAAAAGAGGGAAAUUCAAGAAAAACAAUCAGUAAACUCUAAUAUAAGCAACUAA
Messenger RNA from Plasmodium gallinaceum, 1449 nucleotides. Its product is annotated as RuvB-like helicase 3, putative. The record is from RefSeq and is a predicted model, not a curated record. NCBI's taxonomy places the organism in Eukaryota, Apicomplexa, Aconoidasida, Haemosporida, Plasmodiidae. Gene Ontology annotation, biological process: regulation of transcription by RNA polymerase II; box C/D snoRNP assembly; chromatin remodeling. Bases 1 to 1449 code for a protein of 482 amino acids. Gene Ontology annotation, cellular component: R2TP complex; Swr1 complex; Ino80 complex. Gene Ontology annotation, molecular function: DNA helicase activity; ATP hydrolysis activity; ATP binding. The transcript has a single exon.